Messenger RNA from Oncorhynchus masou masou (cherry salmon), 2421 nucleotides. RefSeq names its product zinc finger DHHC-type palmitoyltransferase 23b (gene zdhhc23b). The record is from RefSeq and is a predicted model, not a curated record. The coding region runs from base 314 to 1594 and encodes 426 amino acids. Gene Ontology annotation, cellular component: endoplasmic reticulum; Golgi apparatus. Gene Ontology annotation, molecular function: protein-cysteine S-palmitoyltransferase activity. The transcript has 5 exons. Gene Ontology annotation, biological process: peptidyl-L-cysteine S-palmitoylation; protein targeting to membrane. Lineage: Eukaryota; Metazoa; Chordata; Actinopteri; Salmoniformes; Salmonidae.
GCUUACUGACCAGACAACAGCGACAGAGGAGGUGUAGGCUAUAUGUGGACCUCUGUCUGGUCUUCAUUCAUACAAACCGGCGGAAAAUACUAUCUGUUGAAAAGUUGAAUGGGGUGACUAUAGGGUUCCAGCGCUUUCCAUAGUAGCCUCUAUAGCAGUGACGCGUGCGGUCUGGGAUAGGAAUGACUAAAACAUCAGAAGGGAGACGAAACAGCCUACAUUUAUUGUUGGAUUAACAACAUAAUAGACUAAACUUGCAACAGGACAGUCGGGCAGGAGACUGAAAACAUUCCAGGCUGACUGGCUGUCUGUCAUGAAGAAGCGAGCCAAUGAGGUGUUGGAGCCGGAUGAGCCUCUGUGCUGCUGUGAGUUUGUGGACCGUCAGGGGGGGCGGAGCCAUGUGGCAGCCUGCUGCUGUGACUGUGAGGACCUGGACGAUGCCUGUGACAGAUGGCUGAAGAAAAAGCCCCAGAAGGCAGAUUCACUGUCCCGUCUGGUUACCAUGGUGAGCGACCGCCUCCGUGUUCCCUGGUUCUGGGGCGGAGCCCGGCGUGUUGAUCUAUCGGUGCUGCCCCCGCUGCUCCUACUUCCAGUUCUCCUACACAUCGCAGCCCUUCACUUCCUGUUGGGCAUGGUGGUUCUGACCGCUCUACCGGUACUGGUUCUAUGGUACUACUAUGUCACCCACCGCAAGAAGGGCCGGACUCUGUUCUUCCUCAGCCUGGCCCUGUUCUCCCUGGGCUACAUGUACUACCUCUUCCUCACCGAGGUCUUCCCCAGGGGGGGUGUAGGGCUGAUCCAGCUGGGUACAGUGACCCUGGGGGUGGCCCUCACUCUGGCCUCACUCAUCCACACAAAGAGAGAGCCCGGCUACGUACGGCCUCACACGGCCGACGUCCACAGCACGGUGACCUAUCACAGCUCACCUCCGGACAGAGACCCCGCCCACACCGGCCUCAACGGGGUUGGUCAGGAAGUAGUGCUAGCCAAUCGGGGGAGUGGGUCGGAGCAGCAGGGCCAAGGGGUGGAGCAGAGGGAGAGUGGGCGGAGCAGGAAGUGGUGCUCUCUGUGCAGGGUGGUGCGGCCCCCCAGAGCGGGACACUGCAGGAUCUGUGGUGUCUGUGUCCUGAGGCUGGACCACCACUGUGUCUGGAUAAACAGUUGUGUGGGCCAGGCCAAUCACUGCAGCUUCCUGUCGACACUCCUCCUCUUUCUGUUGACCUCUCUGUAUGGGAUCAGUCUGGUGCUGCGCAGCGUGUGUCCCCAACAGAACCUGCUCAGCGCCCUGCUCUACUGCCCAGGCGUCUACAAUCAGUACAGCUCGGCAUUGUGUUUCACCUGUGCGUGGUACAGCAGCAUAGUGACGGGUGCCCUGCUACACCUUCUGGUCCUGCAGCUCAUCAACGUCAGCUACAACGUGACGGAGCGAGAGGUGCGCACCGCCCUCCGAGACAAGACCGCCCGCAGCCACUACUGGGGCCUCGUCGUAGACACGGGAGUCUACUCACAUGGUUUCCGUGGCAACUGGGCAGAGUUCCUGACAAUGGGAGAAGGCCUGCACACACCCUCACUCAGUCUCACUGACUUGGUGUAGCUGAGCUGCUCAUCAUCGUCAUUACAUCUUUAGAAGUGAUUGAUCAAUUGGACGAUCCAGGUAGAAGUUGCCCACAGAAACAGAUCUAGGAUCAUUUUACCCUCAUACCACAGGAGGCUGCUGAGGGGAGGGUGGCUCUCCAAUUCCUCUCCAAUUAAGGUGCCACCAACCUCCUGUGCCUCAAAGAAUCCUGACUUGAACUGUUAGGGGAAGAACACAAGACAGACCUUGGAUCAGUGUCUAUGGGUAACUUCACCCUCAGUGAUAUGGGCUAGAGUUGAAGGAUACAUCUGAUGUACUGUCUUUCACCAACAGAUGGCAGCAUAUCUCCACACCUCAGACUUCUGACUGCCAUCACCUUCUUUCCCCAGUUGUCCCAAAUAUGUAUAUAUACACUAGAUAACUGACAGGAGGCACUGUAUUGAAGCACCUCCAUCUUGGCACUGCCCCACCAUUGUAAAAAAUAUUUUGGAAACUAUAGAAAUGCAUUUACCAAAUGUCUACAUUAGUGUUUGCCAUGUUUAUUCUGUUACAGACACCUUAAUGCAGCGUUUCCCAAACUCGGUCAUCAGGAACCCAACGUGUGCAUGUUUUGGUUUUUGCCCUAACACUACACAGCUGAUUCAAAUGAUCAAAGCUUGAUGAUUAGUUGAGUAUUUGAAUCAGCUGUGUAUUGUUAUGGCAAAAACCAAAAUGUGACCCCCUUAGGAUGCCGAGGACCAAGUUUGGGAAACCCUGCUAAUAAAUUACACUGAAGAAAAACAUAAACGCAGCAUGUAAAGUGUUGGUCCCAUGUUUCAUGAGCUGAAAUAAAAAAAUCCCAGACA